GCUCUCUCUGUCGCCUGCAGCUAUCACCAUAUCACGUAUCACCUUUGCUCCAAGUGCUCCAGGUUCUGCAAGGUUCUCCGGGAAAGAUGCGAAAGUUCCUCUAAGAACGUCCUUGGUCGGCAGGUAGGAACGCACGUGAAAAUGUCCGUGCGAUAAUUAUAGAAAGCACGUAGCGCCAGAUUCUAACGUGAUUCCUUCGAAAAAUCGCCCCCUUCGACUGGUAUGUUUACUGGCGAUCGACCGCAUAGGUUAGCAAAAUGAAGAACCUCAUUGGUAUUUUGAAAAUACUCUUCCUGAAUCACGCGCGCGGGCUAUCCUACACCGUGACGAUCACUCUCUUACUAUGCUACUGUCUUCAUCCGGCGCGAUUCGCUUCUCACUACACCUUCAUCAAGACUGAGAAUAUCUACGAUGAGAUGGAGAAAUCAUACCCGCCAAGGGACAAUUCCUGCGUGAUCUCUAUCAGCGGUAGACGGUCCUCUCAACUACUCUACCCGGAGGAGCAUCCUAGGGAGGACCCGGUGGCGAUGGCACGUCGACUCGGUAUCCUACCGGGUGGUCAGUGGAAACCUCUCAAUUGCCAUCCUCUCUUUAACGUGGCCAUUAUUCUACCCUACCGCAAUCGGCAGAGUCAACUCGCCAUAUUCAUGAAUUACAUACAUCCUUUCCUGCAGUCGCAGAACCUGGAUUACCGGAUAUUCGUGAUCGAGCAGAGUCCAAUGCGCGAGUUCAAUCGCGCCAAGCUCUUUAACGUCGGCUACGCCGAGGCCACUAAGAUCAAUGAUUUUCAUUGUUUUAUUUUCCAAGACAUAGACUUGAUACCGCAGAAUCCUGACAAUAUCUAUGCAUGCACCAAAAUGCCUAGGCACAUGAGCUCUAGUGUAAAUACUUUUCGAUAUAAUCUACCCUAUACUGGCCUGUUUGGAGGAGCAAUAGCAUUGACAAGAAAACAAUUUGAAAGAGUAAAUGGAUUUUCCAAUGUUUUCUAUGGCUGGGGUGGAGAAGACGAUGAUUUCUACAGUCGUUUACAGUCCAGAGGUUUUCAGAUCACACGUUUUGGACCUAAUGUAGCACAGUACUAUAUGCUGACACAUAAGAAGGAACCUCCCAGUACUACAAGAUUCGUAAAUUUGGAAAAUGGCGCUCGUAGAUAUGAUACCGAUGGACUUAGCAAUUUGGAAUACAGAGUAUUAAAUCAUCAAUUACGACCGUUAUAUUCUUGGAUUUUAGCUGACGUAUAAUUUACAAGUUUUUUAUCUAGUAUUAGCAAAUAUCUUUUUUAAAUUGACGUUGAUCAUGUAAGUUAUUAUAUAGCACAUUACAUAUUUUCUAGAAGUUUUGAAAAAUUUUAUCUUACACAAAAUAUAUUAGAAAUUCAACGAACAAAUAUCAUUGUUUUAGCAUGCUGUGAUAGAGCACUAUGAUUAAAUCUUGCAAGGGUAUUUUUUUAACGAUUGUAAUAAUAUCCAUUCUAUUUCUAUGUGUUAAGAGAGUUUACAGUUAAGCUUGCAACAAGUAUUUCCUCAUACAUAAACUUAAACACAUUUUUUCAACAACAUUGAUAGCAAUGACAACAACAGUGAUAAUCAGUUUACUGUUGGUAUGUGUAUGUAUAUAUAAAAAAUAAUAUGUAAUGUAUAGUUAUGUUAUUGAUAAGAGUUAAAGACUGUAAUCAUUAGAUGCAUUUCUUAUUUUAGCUCAAAAUAAGAAAAAGCUAUGUCAUUUAGACACGUAAAAUCUAAAUAUCUGUCACAACAUUAUAUUAUUUAAUUUCAUAAUUUUGUGAUAUUUGCCAUGUAAAAGCUAUUUAAUGUACAAAUCUACUUUAGAUACAUAGAAACUAUUGUUGUAAUCUCUGAUCAAUGAUACUUACCUCAUAUCCAAAGAAAUUCUGGUCCUUUUAUGUUUUAAGUUAAAAUAAAAGCUCAGUGUGUUCUUCAUAUUGAUUGUUUUUAGGUAUUUUAGAUAAUAAAACUUUUGUUAUAAGAUUUAAUGUAGUAUUGUAUAUUUUUAAGUAUGAAUGAAUUAAAAAGACUAUCAUUGCUCAGCCUAA
Molecule: messenger RNA, 2053 nt
Organism: Solenopsis invicta (red fire ant)
Lineage: Eukaryota; Metazoa; Arthropoda; Insecta; Hymenoptera; Formicidae
Product: beta-1,4-galactosyltransferase 1
Exons: 2
Coding region: 258-1241 (327 amino acids)
Biological process (GO): carbohydrate metabolic process; glycosphingolipid biosynthetic process
Molecular function (GO): N-acetyl-beta-glucosaminyl-derivative 4-beta-N-acetylgalactosaminyltransferase activity
Source: RefSeq, a predicted model, not a curated record